AUGGAGGCCUUCAUUCGCGGCCCUGAAGUAGAUGCACUGGAGGAGCAGCUGCUUCCCAAGACAGAGAAGAAAGCGAGAGCAACAAAACGGUUGUUUGAAGCAGCAGAAGCAAACAACACAGACAGAGCCCUGGCCCUUCUUAAAGACGGCGCGGACCCAGCCGUAGAGGAUGCAGCCCAGUGGAGUGCGCUGCAGUGGGCGGUUGUGCACGGCAAUGCGGUGCUGGUGAAAGAGCUGCUGAGAUACGGAGCAGCAGACCACCUCGUCGAGCUGCAGCAGCAGCAGCAGCAGCAGCAGCAGCAGAAGCAGCAGCAGCAGCAGCUGCAACAGGCUCUCGUGCCCAUCGAAGCGCAGUCUUGGCAGCUAAACCCCAAGCUAGAGCAGCUGCUGCAGCAAGAGCAGCAAAGGAGACAGCAGGCUAAAGAGAGACACUCCAAUCAGCAGCACAAACCACCGGAGGAGGCUCCCUCUGCUGCAGCAGCUGCUGCAGCAGCAGCGGAGAAGUCUUCCGCACCCUCACCAGCUGCUGCAGCAGCUGCUACACCGCAGCAGCAGGAGCAGCAGCAACAAGAAAGACCAGCAGGCGACGCAGCAGCAGCAGCAGCAGCAGCAACGCCAACAGCAGCAGCACCAACAGCAGCAGCAGCAGCAGCAACAACUACUUCAGGCACUGGGCAGCGUUUAAAGGGGAGACGCACAUUUUUUAUUUGCUGCUAA
Eimeria acervulina is the source of this 717-nucleotide messenger RNA. RefSeq lists its product as hypothetical. The record is from RefSeq and is a predicted model, not a curated record. The coding region runs from base 1 to 717 and encodes 238 amino acids. Lineage: Eukaryota; Apicomplexa; Conoidasida; Eucoccidiorida; Eimeriidae. Gene Ontology annotation, molecular function: protein binding. The transcript is spliced from 3 exons.